AUGAUUUAUUUUUCUCUCUUCUCACCUAUGCUUUUAUACCUUCAUCUGUUUUUUCUGUUUACCCUAUAUUUAAUGUGCUUUGGCCCAAACAAAAUUGUGGCAGUGCCAUUAGGAAAUCAAACUGAUCAUUUAGCAUUGCGCAAAUUCAAAGAAUCAAUAACCAAUGAUCCAUAUAGAACUCUUGAAUCUUGGAAUUCUUCCAUCCGCUUCUGUAAAUGGCGUGGAAUCACAUGCAGCCCCAUGCAUCAAAGAGUUAUUGAGUUGAACUUGAAAGGAUAUGAGUUGCAUGGAUCUUUAUCUCCCCAUGUUGGCAAUCUCACUUUUCUGAUAAAUCUCAACCUUAGCAACAACAGCUUCUUUGGAGAAAUUCCACAUGAGUUAGGUAAGUUGCUACAAUUGCAACAACUUCGUCUCAACAAUAACUCAUUCGCAGGUGAAAUUCCUACAAACUUGACAUAUUGCUCCAAUCUCACGGACUUGUAUUUGCAUAAGAACAAUCUAAUUGGCAAAAUACCAAUUGGAAUUGGCUCUUUGAAAAAGCUUCAAUCAUUUAGUGUUUGGCGAAACAAUUUAACUGGGGGAAUCUCUUCAUUCAUAGGGAACCUUUCAAGCUUAGCGCGUUUUUCAUGUGAUGAUAACAACAUACAAGGAGAUAUUCCACGUGAAAUAUGUCGCCUCAGAAACUUGUCAUUUUUACUUUUGGGAUUGAACAAAUUGUCUGGUACCAUUCCUUCUUGUCUUUACAAUAUCUCAUCACUUACUGUAUUUUCUGUGACAGAGAAUAACUUUCAUGGCUCUCUCCCACUCAACACUUUCAACACCCUCCCCAAUCUCCAAACUUUUUUCAUCGGACAAAAUCAAUUUUCAGGCCCAAUCCCUACUUCCAUAAUAAACGCAUCUGCGAUUAUAUGGUUUGAUAUUGGUACAAAUUAUUUUGUAGGACAAGUUCCAAGUUUAGGGAGACUAGAAAAUUUACAUUUUCUGAAUUUGGAAGGUAACAAUUUAGGUAGCAAUUCAACUAAGGAUUUGGAGUUUUUUAAAACUUUGACAAACUGUAGUGUGUUGUAUGAGUUUUCUAUUUGCUGUAAUAACUUUGGAGGCAUUCUACCAAAUUAUAUAGGCAAUUUAUCCUCUGAGCUUGCAAUACUAGAUCUUGCAAAUAAUAGGAUAUCAGGAAAAGUUCCUGCUGAAUUAGGAUCUCUAGUUGGCUUAAUUAAUUUGAACAUGGCCUAUAACCAAUUUGUAGGAAAUAUUCCAUCUACUUUUGGGAAGUUUCGAAAGAUGCAAAAGUUAAUGUUGAGCGGAAACAAGUUUUCUGGAGAUAUACCACAACUUAUAGGCAACCUUAGUCAAUUGUAUUAUUUAGAUUUACAUCUUAAUAUGCUUGAAGGAAAUAUUCAUCCAAGCAUAGAAAACUGUCAAAAGUUACAAUAUCUAGACAUUUCACAUAAUAAGCUUAGAGGAACCAUCCCUAUAGAGGUUUUUAAUCUUUUUUCCUUGUCAAAUUUACUUGACUUGUCACAUAACUCUUUGAGAGGUAGCUUACCAAGAGAAGUGGGUAUGCUAACAAAUAUCGGUUGGUUAGAUGUCUCUGAGAAUUGUCUAUCCGGUGAUAUUCCUAUAACUAUAGGUAAAUGCAUAAGUUUAGAACACCUUGACUUGCAAGGGAACUCGUUCAACGGAACAAUACCAUCUUCUUUGGCUUUUCUCAGAGGUCUUCAAUAUUUAGACCUUUCAAUAAAUCAAUUGUCUGGAUCGAUCCCUGAUGUUUUACAGAAUAUUCCUAGUUUAAAACAGUUGAAUAUUUCUUUUAACAUGCUGGAAGGUGUGGUACCUACUCACGGUGUCUUUGGAAAUGCAACCCAAGUAGGAUUGGUUGGAAACAAAAAGCUUUGUGGAGGUAUUUCAAAGUUGUGUCUACCAGCAUGCCCGGUCAAGGAUAAGAAACACACAAAACACAAUAAGUUCAUGUUGGUAGCUGUUAGUGUGGUUUCUUUUCUUGUCAUACUUAUUUUUGUUAUAACUAUCUACUCGAUGCGAAAAAGAAACCAAAAACGAUUAUUUGAUUCACCAACAAUUCAUCAGCUAGAUAAGGUUUCCUACCAAGACUUGCAUCGAGGAACGGAUGGGUUCUCAGCUAAUAACUUGAUCGGAUCAGGAAGUUUUGGUUGUGUGUACAGAGGUAGUCUUGUGUCAGAAGAUAAUGUUGUUGCCAUAAAGGUCCUGAAUCUCCAAAAGAAGGGAGCACACAAGAGUUUUAUUCUUGAAUGCAAUGCACUAAAAAAUAUUAGACACCGAAAUUUAGUUAAGAUUAUAACAUGUUGCUCUAGUUCAGAUUAUAAGGGUCAAGAAUUUAAAGCUCUAGUUUUUGAUUACAUGAAAAAUGGAAGCUUAGAGCAAUGGUUGCAUCCUGAGAUUUUAAAUGAAGAGCAUCAAGCAACAUUGGACCUCAGUCAUAGAUUAAACAUCAUUACUGAUGUUGCUUCAGCAUUACAUUAUCUUCAUCAGGAGUGUGAACAAUUGAUCCUUCAUUGUGAUCUAAAGCCAAGUAAUGUACUUCUUGAUGAUGACAUGGUUGCUCAUGUGGGUGAUUUUGGCAUAGCAAGACUUGUCUCAAACAUUGGUGGUAGCUCUCACAAUGAUACAAGUACAAUUGGAAUAAAAGGGACUGUUGGCUAUACUCCUCCAGAGUAUGGGAUGGGCUCUAAAAUGUCUACACGUGGAGACAUGUAUAGUUUUGGAAUCCUGGUAUUGGAAAUGCUUACUGGUAGAAAACCUACGGAUGAAUUUUUUGAAGAUGGUGAAAAUCUGCAUGACUUUGUUGCAAAUUCACUUCCUGGUAAUCUUAUAAAUAUUUUGGACCCAGGUCUUGUAUCUAGAAAUACAGAAGAAAAAAUACAAGAUGAAAUUUGUGAGAAUCUUAUUCCAACUAUUGAUGAGGAGUGCUUAGUUUCAUUUUUUAGGAUUGGACUUAAUUGUUCAAUGGAACCACCAAAAGAAAGAAUGAAUAUUGUAGAUGUCACUAAAGAGCUUAGCAUAGCCAGAAAAACUUUUUUCGCUGGUAAGAUAAAUUGA
This is a messenger RNA of Vicia faba (fava bean), 3075 nucleotides long. The record is from the annotation of a GenBank genome assembly. Lineage: Eukaryota; Viridiplantae; Streptophyta; Magnoliopsida; Fabales; Fabaceae.